AUGGCGCGGUGCGGGUGCGGGGCCGGGCUGUGCUGCUGCUGCUGCGGCGAGCGGGAGAGCCGCACCCCCGAGGAGCUGACGAUCCUAGGAGAAACUCAUGAAGAGGAGGAUGAGAUCCUUCCACGCAAAGACUAUGAGAGCUUGGAUUAUGAUCGCUGUAUCAAUGACCCGUACUUGGAAAUUUUGGAAAGCAUGGACAACAAGAAAGCCCAGAGAUAUGAAGCAGUGAAGUGGGUGCUGGUUUUUGCUAUUGGAGUCUGUACAGGACUGGUGGGUCUCUUUGUGGACUUCUUCGUGAGACUCUUUACCCAGCUCAAGUUCCAGGUGGUACAAAGCUCGGUGGAGGAGUGCACUGAGAAAGGCUGCCUUGCCCUGUCCCUGUUGGAGCUGCUGGGGUUCAACCUGACCUUUGUUUUCCUUGCCAGUCUUCUGGUCCUGAUCCAACCUGUAGCAGCUGGGUCAGGAAUUCCUGAAAUUAAGUGCUACCUCAAUGGAGUGAAGGUUCCCGGGGUUGUGCGCCUGCGCACCGUGGUGUGCAAAGCUACAGGAGUGCUCUUCAGCGUGGCAGGAGGUCUUUUUGUCGGGAAGGAGGGGCCCAUGAUUCACAGUGGUGCUGUUGUGGGUGCAGGCUUGCCACAGUUCCAGAGCAUCUCUUUGAGGAAGAUCCAAUUUAACUUUCCCUAUUUCUGCAGUGACAGGGAUAAAAGGGAUUUUGUAUCUGCUGGAGCAGCUGCAGGGGUUGCAGCUGCCUUUGGAGCCCCAAUUGGAGGCACUCUUUUUAGUUUGGAAGAAGGUUCCUCCUUCUGGAACCAGGGACUUACAUGGAAAGUGCUUUUCUGUUCCAUGGCUGCCACUUUCACCUUGAAUUUUUUCCGCUCUGGGAUUCAGUUUGGAAGCUGGGGGUCUUUCCAGCUCCCUGGGCUGCUGAACUUCGGGGAGUUUAAGUGCUCUGAGUCUGAUAAGAAAUGCCACCUCUGGACAGCUGUGGACCUGGGUUUCUUCAUUCUGAUGGGGAUUGUGGGAGGCCUUCUUGGAGCCACCUUUAACUGCCUGAACAAGAGGCUUGCCAAGUACCGCAUGCGCAAUGUGCACCCCAAGCCAAAGCUGGUCAGAGUCUUGGAGAGCUUGCUUGUGUCAUUGACCACCACUGUCAUGGUCUUUGUGGCCUCCAUGGUUCUGGGGGAAUGCCGGCAGAUAUCUUCCAGCAGGCACGGUGGCAAUGACACCCUGAGCCUGCAGGAUAUAUCAGAGGAUGUAAAUUCAAGCAUCAAAACUUUUUUUUGCCCAAAUGAAACGUACAAUGACAUGGCCACGCUCUUCUUCAACCCUCAGGAGUCAGCUAUCCUGCAGCUCUUCCACCAGGAUGGUACUUUCAGCCCAGUCACCCUAUCCCUGUUCUUCCUUCUCUAUUUCUUACUCUCCUGCUGGACAUAUGGGAUCUCUGUGCCCAGUGGUCUGUUUGUACCAUCACUGCUUUGUGGGGCUGCCUUCGGACGCCUGGUCGCCAACCUCCUCAAAAGUUACAUUGGUCUGGAUCACAUCUACUCAGGAACCUUUGCACUGAUUGGGGCAGCAGCGUUCCUGGGAGGAGUGGUGCGCAUGACCAUCAGCCUGACUGUCAUCCUCAUUGAGUCCACCAAUGAGAUCACCUAUGGGCUCCCCAUAAUGAUCACCCUCAUGGUAGCCAAGUGGACAGGAGACUUUUUCAACAAAGGCAUCUAUGACAUCCAUGUGAACUUGAGAGGAGUGCCUCUUCUGGAGUGGGAAACCGGGAUGGAAAUGGAUAAGCUACAAGCCAGUGACAUCAUGGAGCCCAACCUGACGUACGUGUACCCCCACACCCGGAUCCAGUCCCUUGUCAGCAUCCUGCGCACCACUGUCCACCAUGCCUUCCCCGUGGUGACAGAGAACAGGGGCAACGAGAGGGAGUUCAUGAAGGGAAAUCAGCUGAUCAGUAACAACAUCAAAUUCAAGAAAUCCAGCAUCCUCACCCGGGCUGGAGAGCAGCGCAAGCGGAGCCAGUCCAUGAAGUCGUACCCUUCGAGUGAGCUGCGUAACAUGUGUGACGAGCACAUAGCAACAGAGGAGCCUCCUGAAAAAGAGGAUCUGCUGCAACAGAUGCUGGAGAGAAGAUACACUCCUUACCCCAAUCUGUACCCUGACCAGUCUCCCAGUGAGGAGUGGACCAUGGAGGAACGCUUCAGACCCCUGACCUUCCAUGGCUUGAUCCUGCGCUCACAGCUGGUCACCCUCCUUGACAGGGGGGUUUGCUACUCUGAGAGCCAGUCGAGUGCAAGUCAGCCUCGUCUGUCCCACGCAGAGAUGUUGGAGGAUUAUCCCCACUACCCAGAUAUCCAUGAUCUGGACCUCACAUUGCUGAACCCUCGUAUGAUAGUGGAUGUCACCCCAUACAUGAACCCAUCACCCUUUACUGUCUCUCCAAAUACUCAUGUGUCACAAGUCUUCAACCUGUUCAGGACAAUGGGACUCAGGCAUUUACCAGUUGUGAAUGCAGUUGGAGAGGUUGUUGGGAUAAUCACUCGGCACAACCUGACGCACGAAUUCCUGCAGGCCAGACUGAGGCAGCACUAUCAGACCAUUUGAUGCCCCUGCCCCUCUGUCAGUGUGGUUCCUCCCUCUCCAAGCUGGCACACAUGCUCGCAUCCUGCUUGGACCACACAAGGCCCAAGACCUCCCGUUUGGCUUCUCACGUGCAUAUCAAGCCUGGGGAACUGGAAAACAUUUUGCUAGCCAGAGAAUUCGAGGAGCUGCCUGAGCCCAGAGCUGUUGAUUGGCCUCAGGCACUUGGUUUGACAACUCUUGAUCCAGGUGUUUUCUUCCCCUGUCCCCCAGUUAUCUCCUUCUGUCAGAUGUUGUCCUGACACCACUGUGUGUUCUGCCAUUUUGUUUUGGGGUUUUCUGAAGAGUUGGAAAAA
Melozone crissalis (California towhee) is the source of this 2936-nucleotide messenger RNA. It is a transcript of the gene CLCN6, whose product is annotated as chloride voltage-gated channel 6. The coding region runs from base 1 to 2604 and encodes 867 amino acids. NCBI's taxonomy places the organism in Eukaryota, Metazoa, Chordata, Aves, Passeriformes, Passerellidae. Gene Ontology annotation, molecular function: voltage-gated chloride channel activity. Gene Ontology annotation, biological process: transmembrane transport; chloride transport. The transcript is spliced from 23 exons. Gene Ontology annotation, cellular component: lysosomal membrane; intracellular membrane-bounded organelle. The record is from RefSeq and is a predicted model, not a curated record.